UGUGAGGCCGCGCACAGGACUUUGGGAGCGGGGCUCUGCGGCGGAAGGGAAGGCCCCGCAGCGGCCCCGGCCUCCGCCACUCUCCAGACCCUCGCAGCCGGCGGCGGCGCACGGCUGGACCCCCAGCGGGUCGGCGCCGGGGGCCCCCUGCUCGCCCUCGCCGCGCUCCCGGACGCGGGCCCCGAGCGCGGGGGGCGCGCCGCGUUUGCCGUGGAAACGCCGGAGCCUGCGCGGCUGGCGCGCGGGGCGGGCUUUCGGGCGCUCGGGCUCCCGGCGGCGGCUCGCGCCCCCAGCGCUCGCCAGGGCGCCUCGGAGCCCCCAUCGUUGGGCCUCUGCCCGGGGGUCUCCGGCCGCGCGCGAGGCAAGAUGUUGAGGCGCAGCUUGGAAAACCGGGACGCUCAAACCAGACAACUGCAAGAUGCUGUCACAAACGUGGAGAAGCAUUUUGGAGAGCUGUGCCAAAUCUUUGCUGCUUAUGUGCGGAAAACUGCCAGACUGCGAGACAAAGCAGACCUCCUGGUGAAUGAAAUCAACGUGUAUGCCUCCACAGAGACCCCACAUUUAAAGCAGGGCCUGAAAAACUUUGCUGACGAGUUUGCCAAACUUCAGGAUUACCGCCAAGCAGAGGUUGAAAGACUUGAAGCCAAAGUAGUUGAACCUUUGAAAGCUUAUGGAACCAUUGUAAGAAUGAAACGAGAUGACCUCAAAGCAACAUUAACAGCAAGGAAUCGAGAAGCAAAACAGUUAACUCAGUUAGAAAGAACACGUCAGCGAAACCCAUCUGAUCGGCAUGUUAUUUCACAGGCAGAAACUGAAUUACAGAGAGCUACGAUGGAUGCUACCCGAACAACCCGGCAUCUAGAGGAAACGAUUGACAAUUUUGAAAAGCAGAAAAUAAAGGAUAUAAAGACUAUAUUUUCAGAAUUUAUCACUAUCGAGAUGUUAUUUCACGGCAAAGCUUUAGAGGUCUACACUGCUGCCUACCAAAAUAUACAAAAGAUUGAUGAAGAAGAAGAUUUAGAGGUUUUCCGAAAUUCUCUGUAUCCACCAGAUUACUCAUCUCGUUUGGAUAUUGUGAGAGCAAAUUCCAAGUCACCUCUUCAGAGAUCACUGUCAGCUAAGUGUGUAUCUGGAACAGGACAGGUAUCCACCUGUCGACUAAGGAGGGAUCAACAAACAGAUGAUGACGAUGAAGAGGAUGAAGACUUAGAUGUUACAGAAGAAGAAAAUUAAUUUUCUUAAGUAAACUUUGCAUUUCCAUUUUCAUCUUAAAUGAUAUGGAAUCCAGAAUUACUAAACUGUAAAACUUUAUACUGGCUUGAUACAUUUAACCUCAAAAUGAAAUCCUACUGGAAAUGGAAAAAUAAUUAAAGGAAAUUUAUGCUGACCAAAAAUGAAGGUUUUUUAAAAAGCAUUACAGUCAUUUCAACAUACUGUCUAGCAGCAUGUGAUCUUUUUGUAUAGGUUUCAUUAAAAAAAAUUAUGUAUUUAAAAAUUAUUUCUUAUUAAUACACUCUACCUACUUGAGGUUGCAAUAGUUAGGUAGAUUAAAAAAACAAAAGGUCUAACAAUUCCACUUGCUCCUUUUAGGUUGACACCAUGCUUUCAUCACCAGAAAAGGGUCCUAGACAGUUGUUCUGAUUAAAUACAAAUUCUAUUCCAUAAAGCUUUAAUCAAAAA
Molecule: messenger RNA, 1680 nt
Organism: Vicugna pacos (alpaca)
Lineage: Eukaryota; Metazoa; Chordata; Mammalia; Artiodactyla; Camelidae
Source: RefSeq, a predicted model, not a curated record